CUGAAAUUGAAAGCUUCUCUGUGUCGACGACUAAGCGACUGGGAUUGUGACAAGGACUUCCAAAACACAUAUCAAACUAUGGCUGAUCAUGAUUAUCAACUUGCAUACUUAUUCUUACCCUAUCUGUCAAAUAUCGCCACACGAUGUUCUCAGCUGUCGACUUGGCUCCCCAAUCGUACGAUCGAAGUGCUCAAAACGCAAACACGAACACCCGUAAAAUUUGUCAAUAUGCUGCGACUAUUACUGCGAACAACGGAUUUUUCAACAUCACUGCGGUCUCUUAUUAUACCCUUAUUACAUGACUUUGGCGAAUGGAACGCCUCUACAAAAGUCUUCCAAACCAACUGUUGGCAACUCUAUCUGAUCAGUAUUGAAGCCGGUAUCUGUGGAUGGUAUCAAGUCAUGCAUAGUAUAUUGCGUGAUUUGAGUAAAUCGGUAAGAGGACAAGAAGUGAAAAAAAAACAAGAUAAAAAUUUCUGA
Messenger RNA from Radiomyces spectabilis, 480 nucleotides. RefSeq lists its product as uncharacterized. Lineage: Eukaryota; Fungi; Mucoromycota; Mucoromycetes; Mucorales; Radiomycetaceae. The transcript has 3 exons. The annotation marks the transcript as partial. The record is from RefSeq and is a predicted model, not a curated record.